Molecule: messenger RNA, 38833 nt
Organism: Coregonus sp. 'balchen'
Lineage: Eukaryota; Metazoa; Chordata; Actinopteri; Salmoniformes; Salmonidae
Source: the annotation of a GenBank genome assembly
AUGGCAGCGUCUGAACUGUACUCCAAGGUAGGCUAAUAGGAUCAGUGGCAUGUAACGUUAAGUAGGACUGGACGAUCAUUUACUGAUAGGAGAUAACAGUUAAAUGCAGGUACGCGACUUUAUCAACAUUGGCCUCAGUUUUGCUCUCACUUGAAGAACCACAGUUAAUCUGUGUGCCCCGCGUGUAAGUAAUUGUGAUAGACUUUUAGCAACAUGUCGACAAUAACUGUGCCACAGACAGUGGUGAGUGAUGACACAGUUGUGGAAAGUUACUGUUUAAUGGUAACGUUACUUCGUGUAGCGUUCCUCAGCUACUUUGUGAGUUGCUAGUAACCUCAAUGCUUUUGUUCCUGAGAAAUGUCAAUGGUGAUUAUUGACUAAAUAAGUAAAGUUGUCAUCUCAUCCAUAGUGAUAUUACAUUGUAUCUUCGAAGAGAAUGUUCACAGAUUUUUUUUUUUUUAAUGGCAUUGAUCAUUUAGAUUAGACUAGAAUGCAGUUGUGUAGCCAGAAUAGAUUCCGACCUAUGCUUGUUUCCAUCUGCACUCGGGUCGGAUACUCUGAAUUGUCCCAUUAUCCCAACUCUUAACACCGAGAAGAUUGAACGGCUGCUAAGGACUGCUAGUUAGCGGUCGUUCAAUCUUCUCGUUGAAACGAGUGGGAUAAUAGGAUUGAGGUACAUUUCCUUAAUCGACACAGGAAGCCUGUGGUAUUUUGAAUACCAGUAGUGCAACAUUUUCGUUAUGUUGACAUUUCUAUGCGUUAACCAGUGUCCCCGUGUCCAUCUACUUCCUCUGUAUAAUUACAACACGUCAGUAUGUUGCCUAGCCAUAUCUAUGACUCAUUGCUUUUUAGUCAUAGAUGUAGCUAUAUGUGUUGUUGACACGUCCAAUGCAUUAACCUGUGUUCCUCUGUCCCUCAGUAUGCCCGGGUCUGGCUCCCAGAUGCUGUGGAGGCGUGGAAGCCAGCAGAGCUCACCAAGGACUACAAUCCUGGAGACAGGGCUCUGUGUCUACAGCUGGAGGAUGGAACAGUGAGAGGGGAGAUAGAGAUGGGUCUGGAGGGGUGGAGAGAUGGGUCUGGAGGGGUGGAGAGAUGGGUCUGGAGGGCUGGAGAGAUGGGUCUGGAGGGCUGGAGAGAUGGGUCUGGAGGGCUGGAGAGAUGGGGCUGGAGAGAUGGUUCUGGAGGGCUGGAGAGAUGGGUCUGGAGGGCUGGAGAGAUGGGUCUGGAGGGCUGGAGAGAUGGGUCUGGAGGGCUGGAGAGAUGGGUCUGGAGGGCUGGAGAGAUGGGUCUGGAGGGGUGGAGAGAUGGGUCUGGAGGGCUGGAGAGAUGGGUCUGGAGGGCUGGAGAGAUGGGUCUGGAGGGCUGGAGAGAUGGGUCUGGAGGGCUGGAGAGAUGGGGCUGGAGAGAUGGUUCUGGAGGGCUGGAGAGAUGGGUCUGGAGGGCUGGAGAGAUGGGUCUGGAGGGCUGGAGAGAUGGGUCUGGAGGGCUGGAGAGAUGGGGCUGGAGAGAUGGGUCUGGAGGGGUGGAGAGAUGGGUCUGGAGGGGUAGAGAGAUGGGUCUGGAGGGGUGGAGAGAUGGGUCUGGAGGGCUGGAGAGAUGGGUCUGGAGGGCUGGAGAGAUGGGUCUGGAGGGCUGGAGAGAUGGGUCUGGAGGGCUGGAGAGAUGGGUCUGGAGGGCUGGAGAGAUGGGUCUGGAGGGCUGGAGAGAUGGGGCUGGAGGGCUGGAGAGAUGGUUCUGGAGGGCUGGAGAGAUGGGUCUGGAGGGGUAGAGAGAUGGGUCUGGAGGGGUAGAGAGAUGGGUCUGGAGGGCUGGAGAGAUGGGUCUGGAGGGCUGGAGAGAUGGGUCUGGAGGGCUGGAGAGAUGGGUCUGGAGGGCUGGAGAGAUGGGUCUGGAGGGUGGAGAGAUGGGUCUGGAGGGGUGGAGAGAUGGGUCUGGAGGGGUGGAGAGAUGGGGCUGGAGAGAUGGGUCUGGAGGGCUGGAGAGAUGGGUCUGGAGGGUGGAGAGAUGGGUCUGGAGGGGUGGAGAGAUGGGUCUGGAGGGCUGGAGAGAUGGGUCUGGAGGGCUGGAGAGAUGGGUCUGGAGGGGUGGGGGCAAGUCCUCAGAAUGUAUCGUCCAUGUUGUAAAUAAGUUGUUUCCCUGUUUAUUUAUGUACUUGGUUAAUACAUUUACUUGAGCCGAAAACAUGUUGAUGAAGUUAGUUACCACCUUGGCUUGAGUAAGUGAAUGCUUCACCCUAUAGCUACAGCGUGUGGACACAUGUUCAUAUGUAGCCUAAACAUGUUUUAUUUUAGAUCAAGCUAGAUACAGGGACAGAAAAGUAAGAGGCCACACCGCCAUACCGAUGGUGCUUUUACUCUUAAGCGUUUUGCUGCGCACAGCAGCUGUAGGUUCAAGUUGAGGCAUGUACUUCAGGUAUGGAAAUAAGCCCAAGAUAUUAUCUGAGUGGCUGGGCAGAAGAGAGUAACCAAUGUAACUGCCUAUUUUAAAGGACGCAUGGAGGAUUCAGUACUUAACCCUCCCGUUGUCCUAGGGUCAAAAUGACCCGCCACUGUGUUGAACCAACUUUAUUAAUUUUUAUAUCUUUCUUUAAAGUCUCACUGCCUCCUUCUCACAAAUGAUCCCAAAAAUAUAAAAAUUAAAUAAAGCUGGUUCAACACAGUGGCGGGUCAUUUUGACCCUAGGACAACGGGAGGGUUAAAGCUGAAAUUCACAUAGAAAUGUGUGUUAUAGAUCUGUCAUUCUCAUUGAAAGCAGGUCUAAGAAGCGGUAGAUCUGUUCUAUGUGCUCUAUUUCUAUGCUUCCCGUUCUUACGUUUAGGUUUUUGCGUCUUUUACUGUCGGUUUUGUACACCAGCUUCAGACAGCUGAAAAUACAAUAUUUUUGGUGUAGGAAAAUAUAUAUUUUACAGUGGUUUAGAUGGUACAAUGUUUCUGUAGACUAUACUUGUUUGUUUUGUUACAUAAACUGAAAUUAGGCAAACGAUUAGAAUUUCAACACUUUCUGCGUAGUGCGCCUUUAAUUAAUUAGAAGGCAGACUGUAUACAAUUCCCACGUUGAAUAAACAACCCAUAUCAGAUGCAUUGCACCAUCCCACAUAAGCUUGCACUAAUUUCUAGUGCUUGUCCAGUGAAUAUAUAUAUAUAUAUACACGUUAUUGUUAUUAUGGGGGGUGUUGUGUUCAUCUGACUGCUGUGUUUUCUUCCAGAACGUGGAACACAAGAUCGACCCUCAGACCAACAGUUUACCUCCUCUAAGGAACCCUGAUAUCCUGGUUGGGGAGAAUGACUUGACCGCUCUCAGCUACCUCCAUGAACCAGCCGUACUGCACAACCUCAAAGUUCGCUUCGUGGAGUCCAAGAUGAUUUACACCUACUGCGGUAAAGAGACACGCACACACACACACACACACACACACACACACACACACGCACACACUCCCAAGUCCAUCUACACGUACUGUGGUACAAACUAAAGCCUUUUAACUCUGUUCUGGUGAGUCACUGUAGACUUUGGAGUCCUGUUCACAGGACUGUCAGUUCUGUUUGAGGUAAUAUAGAUAGUGCCGAUCGUAUAUAUUGAGAAGUCUGUGUCCUGUCAUUCUGACCUACCAUUCAGAAUGCGUCCUGCUGAACUCGCUCCAUAUGUCAACGGUGACAGUGGGGAGGGACAGACAGAGCUGUAGAUUUAUAGGGACAUUUCAUGUGGAAAUUAGAUCGUUGUCAUAUUGUUGUGAUUUUAUAUCUGUGUCUGGCAAAACAUUUGUUGUUAACUGCUAACAGACCUGGGUCGAAUACAUGGGCUCUUUGAAAUUCUUGUGCGUGCUUGAUUGACCAUGUCACUGAUUUGUUGAUGCGAAUUCAUUCAGGCAUCGUGUUGGUUGCUAUCAACCCCUAUGAGAGUAUUCCCAUCUAUGACCAUGACAUCAUCAAUGCAUACUCUGGACAAAACAUGGGAGAUAUGGACCCUCACAUAUUCGCUGUGGCAGAGGAGGCUUACAAACAGAUGGCCAGGUCUGUCAAUCACUCAUCUAAAUGUCUUGGCCGUGCUUCCUUCCUUCCUUCCUUCCUCCCUUGACAUGAUUGGACAGGUGAAGUUAAGGGCUCCACCACUUGGCUUUCAGCUGUCCAGUCAUGCCAGAUCAGUGAUUACUUCAAGGAAGGGUGAAAGCAAUUUCCAAGUCACUUAUCAAUCAUCCAAAUGAUCAAUUUAUCCAAAUUAUUGAAGUUUUCUUCUUCUUCUUCUUCUUCUUCUUCUUCUUCUUCUUCUUCUUCUUCUUCUUCUUCUUCUUCUUCUUCUUCUUCUUCUUCUUCUUCUUCUUCUUCUUCUUCUUCUUCUUCUUCUUCUUCUUCUUCUUCUUCUUCUUCUUCUUCUUCUUCUUCUUCUUCUUCUUCCAGAGAUCAGAGGAACCAGUCCAUCAUAGUGAGUGGGGAGUCUGGGGCUGGUAAAACAGUCUCUGCUAAGUAUGCCAUGCGGUACUUUGCUACAGUCAGCGGGUCGUCCAGUGAGGCUAAUGUGGAGGAGAGAGUGCUGGCCUCCAGCCCCAUCAUGGAGGUAAGACACCACAGGUCUUCUUUCAAUUCAAUAAACUUCAUUGAUCCUAGAGGGGAAAUUAUUGUUGGAAGUUCAAGGCAAAUGUUGUGGAAUUUGCAGAUAGAAAUGUCAUAAACAGAGCUUACAGUAUAUCUAUCUGAAAGUUCCACAAUGUUUUGCCCUGCCGAACUUGGCCCAUGUCUACUUGUAUGUCUCUAGCCAACUACCCAAAUGAUACCCGUAGCCUGUUCUUUCUGUUUUUCCUCUAGGCCAUCGGAAAUGCAAAGACGACUAGAAACGACAACAGCAGUCGAUUUGGGAAGUACAUCGAGAUUGAAUUCGACAAGAACUAUCGCAUCAUCGGGGCCAACAUGAGGACGUACCUGCUGGAGAAAUCUAGAGUGGUGUUUCAGGUGAGGCGCAAUACAUGGACAGUAUUCGGUAUGGUUGGAGUCCAGGUGGUGUUCUUUAGGGCAAACCGUUUUCGUGCCUACUCAACAUGACCCCGUUUUUUCUGAGUUUCCCCAUCUGUAAAAGGAAGUCUUCACUGUAUGUUGUGCUGCUAUAGCUGUGAUGCCCUCAUUCCUCACUCUUCCUAAUGAAUUACGGGGCUUUACGAUUUUCUAACUAACACACAUUCCUGAAGACAAAGAGGGAGUGUGGCACUUCCAGUCUGUCUUAUUUUUAAAACUCUAUUUGAUUAAACACUUUGUCGUCUUUGCAGGCUACCGAGGAGAGGAACUACCAUAUCUUCUACCAACUGUGUGCCUCCUCACACCUACCCGAGUUCAAAACCCUCCAGUUAGGUAGGAUUCUACGCUAAACAAAAAUAUAAACGCAACAUGUAAAGUGUUGGUCCCAUGUUUCAUGAGCUGAAAUAAAAUAUCCCAGAAAUAUUCCAUACGCACAAAAAAAGCUUAUUUCUCUUACAUUUUGUGCGCAAAUUUGUUUACAUCACUGUUAGUGAGCAUUUCUCCUUUGCCAAGAUAAUCCAUCCACCUGACAGGUGUGGCAUAUCAAGAAGCUGAUUAAACAGCAUGAUCAUUACACAGGUGCACCUUGUGCGGGGGACAAUAAAAGGCCACUCUAAAAUGUGCAGUUUUGUCACACAACACAAUGCCACAGAUGUCUCAAGUUUUGAGGAAUGUCCACCAGAGCUGUUGCCAGAGUAUUUCAUGUUCAUUUCUCUACCAUAAGCCACCAGAGCUUUGUUUUUAGAGAAUUUGGCAGUACAGUCAACCGGCCUCACAACCGCAGACCACGUGUAUGGCGUCGUGUGGGCGAGCGGUUUGCUGAUGUCAACGUUGUCAGCAGAGUGCCCCAUGGUGGCGGUGGGGUUAUGGUAUGGGCAUGGUAUGGGCAGGCAUAAGCUAUGGACAAUGAACAUAAUUGCAGUUUAUCGAUAGCAAUGUGAAUGCACAGAGAUAUCGUGACGAGAUCCUGAGGCCCAUUGUCGUGCCAUUCAUCCACCGCCAUCACCUCAUGUUCCCGCCAAUAUCCAGCAACUUUGCACAGCCAUUGAAGAGGAGUGGGACAACAUUCCACAGGCCACAAUCAACAGCCUGAUCAACUCUAUGCGAAGGAGAUGUGUCGCGCUGCAUGAGGCAAAUGGUGGUCACACCAGAUACUGACUGGUUUUCUGAUCCAUGCCCAUAGCUGUUUUAUAAGGUAUCUGUGACCAACAGAUGCAUAUCUGUAUUCCCAGUCGUGUGAAAUCCAUAGAUUAGGGCCUAAUUAAUUUAUUUCAAUUGACUGAUUUUCUUAUAUGUUGCGUUUUAUAUUUUUGUUCAGUAUGUAUUAUACACCAAGGCUCUCCAACCUUGUUCCUGGAGACCUGCCGUCCUGCAGGUUUUUGCUCCAACCCUGUUCCUGGAGACCUGCCGUCCUGCAGGUUUUCAUUCCAGCCCUGUUCCUGGAGACCUGCCGUCAUGCAGGUUUUUGCUCCAACCCUAAUCCUAGCACGCCUGAUUCUAAUAAUCAGCUGGUUGAUAAACUGAAUCAGAUUAGUUACAACUGGGGUUGGAGCGAAAAAACCUACAGGAGGGUAGCUCUCCAGGAACAGGGUUGGAGCGAAAAACCUACAGGAGGGUAGCUCUCCAGGAACAGGGUUGGGCAACCCUGUUACACGUAAAUACAGAUGAGUAGGCCUCUCUGAGUGAACUAAAGCUUCUCUAUAACCCUAUCACUCAUGCUUCCAUGCAGAGUCUGCAAUGCUGCUAUCAAGGCAACAGAAAAUGUAACCAAUGUGUGCUGUUAUUUCCUUACGUACGAAAGGAAUAUGUUUCCACAGAGAGUAGUUGGGUGGAAUAUCGGUAAUGAAAUGCAUCCAAAACGUAGCCUGAUCCCAGAUCUGUUUUUUUGCUAUCAUGCUAACUCAUUGCACGCUCCAUGAACAUGUUGAAUGAUUGAUUCAUAGGAAAGCUAUGGCAGGUAGAUUGACAUGAGGCCAUUGUCUGCAGGCAGCGCUGAUGACUUCCACUGUACCAACCAGGGAGGCAGCCCUGCCAUAGAGGGAGUAGACGACGCCAAAGAGAUGUGCAGCACCAGGAAGGCUUUCUCGUUGUUAGGUGAGUUAGUAUUAAUAGCGAAAUACCCCAAGCAAAUACUGUACCAGCAACUGUGGUUGUGCAGAAAUAAAAUCGCCUUGAAUCAUGAAUCUUCUUUGCUCACUGGAGAGUGUUCAGCAAUACAUUUGUCUAGCUAAAUGUACUUUAUAUUCGAGUCUAAUUCGGCACACGUUGGCCUGUAAUGCUUGUUGGCCUGGUGGAGAGACAGACUUGGUUGUAGUCACUGGAGACGGCAAUUAAAGGUUUUCUCUCUCUCUUUUUUGUUUCAGGAAUCAAUGAAACAUACCAAAUGAAACUUUUCCAAAUCCUGGCAGCUGUGCUUCACCUUGGCAAUGUGGAAGUGAAAGACAGAACUGCAGACAGCAGCACCAUCCCGGUGAGUUCAAACCAGACUCUGGCUGCGUCCCAAAUAGCACCCUAUUCCCUAUAUAGUGCACUACUUUUGACCAGAGCCCACUAAGGGUCCUGUAUAGGCAUUGGAAUAGGGUGCCAUUUUAAGAAGCUAUUGUACCGUCCCAUCUUUUACUAUUCUCGCAUAGUAGGACUGUCCUGCCACAUUUCCCUUGUCAGCAUAGAGAUAUGCAGGACAAUGCAUCCCCGAGUGUAGCCUAAGGGGCUGUUGAAAGUACAACAAUGCUGCCAAUUCUAUGUUGAUUUUGUAUGGAAUGCUGGCCCUUUGAUUUUUUUUUUUUAGACCUUUAUAUUCGGGCCGGGUUUCCCGGACACAGAUUUAAGCCUGGUCCUGAGCUAAAAAGCACACUCAAUGGAAAAUCUUAUUUGAAAGUGCUUUUUUUUUGUCCAGGACUAAGCCUAAUCUGUGUCCAGGAAACCGGCCCUUAGUCCGAAACUGAUUGGUGUUCAUGUUAUGAUUGUGGUAUUAUAUGAUCAUUAUAUUAUUAUAUGUUGUUGUGUCCUUACAGCCUGACAAUAGUCACUUGAUAGUGUUCUGUGAGCUGAUGGGCGUGGCCUACCAGGACAUGUCCCAUUGGCUGUGCCACAGGAAAUUGAAGACUGCCACGGAGACCUACGUCAAGCCCCUCCCCAAAGUGCAUGCGGUCACUGCACGGGACGCCCUGGCCAAACACAUCUACGCUAAACUCUUCAGCUGGAUCGUAGACCACAUCAACGAGGCUCUGCGCUCUGCCGUCAAACACCACUCCUUCAUUGGGGUUCUCGACAUCUAUGGGUGUGUGUGUCAGUGAUGUUUUGUGGUGUUUGCAUUGUGAAUUUACACUGAGUGUACAAAACAUUAAGGACACCUUCCUAAUAUUGAGUUGCACCCCCUUUUGCCCUAAGUCGAGGCAUGGAAUCUACAAGGUGUGGAAAGCGUUCCACAGGGAUGUUGACUCCAAUGUUUCCCACAGUUGUGUCAAGUUGGCUGGAUGUCCUUUGGUUGGUGGAACAUUCUUGAUACACACGGGAGACUGUUGAGCGUGAAAAACCCAGCAGCGUUGCAGUUCUUGACACAAACCGGUGCCCUGGCACCUACUACCAUACCCCGUUCAAAGGCACUUAAAUGUUUUGUCAUGCCAAAUUCACAAUCCAUGUCUCAGUAGUCUCGAGGCUUAAAAAUCCUUCUUUAACCUGUCUCCUCCCCUUCAUCUACAGGGAUCAUAGCUUCCACCUGGAUUCACCUGUUCAGUCUAUGUCAUGGAAAGAGCAGCUGUCCUUAAUGUUUUGUCCACUCAGUGUAUAAACGGUUUCUUGAUCUUAGUCAUGUUUCAUUUCCUGUUUUCCCCCCAGAUUUGAAACGUUUGACAUCAACAGCUUUGAGCAGUUCUGUAUUAACUAUGCCAACGAAAAGCUCCAACAGCAGUUUAACAUGGUAGGUCUCUCUCUCUCUCUCUCUCUCUCUCUCUCUCUCUCUCUCUCUCUCUCUCUCUCUCUCUCUCUCUCUCUCUCUUUGAUUGAACAAGCCUGUUCAGGUCAUCUUCAUGAGAGGCACACCAUCAAUCCCAAAUCAAAUGGUGAUAGCUUCAUCUUGCCCUGUGUUAUGCCAGGUCGCCAUAUUGCAUAAAAUGCUCAGACCUCCUCAAAUACCUAGGGUGUAGGGGCUAGGGCUUGAUUUGGGAAUCAGGCUUUUAAAUGUCAGCUGUUUCUCUGCCUCUGUCAUUUUGUCUGUUUUUUCAAAACGUUAGGUCAAAGGUCAGCUUUUGUUCUCUCUCACUGCAGCAUGUGUUCAAGCUGGAGCAGGAGGAGUACAUGAAGGAGCAGAUUCCCUGGACGCUGAUAGACUUCUAUGACAACCAUCCCUGUAUCAACCUCAUCGAGGCCAAGAUGGGUGUCCUGGACCUGCUGGACGAGGAGUGCAAAGUAACAUGAAAUAGAUACACACACACACACACACACACUAAUAAUGAUGGAGGUCCUAGAAUGGAUCCCAGUGGAAGACCAAGACGGGGGACGGGACGGGGGGACGGGACGGGGACGGGACGGGACGGACGGGGGGGGGACGGGACCGGACGGGGGGGGGGACGGGACGGGACGGGACGGGGAGUUUACUCUUAAGGCUACUCCACACAUACAGCGCCUUCAGAAAGUAUUCACACCCCUUGACUUAUUCCACAUUGUUGUUACAGCCUGAAUUCAACAUGGACUAAAAUAAAAUAAAUCUCACCCAUCUACACACAAUAUCCCAUAAUGACAAAGUGAAAACAUGUUUUUAGAAAUGUUUACUGAAAAUGAAAUACAAAAGUAAUUGACAUAAGUAUUCACACCCCUGAGUCAAUAAAUGGUAUCAGCACCUUUGGCGGCGAUUACAGCUUUGAGUCGUCAAUCAGCUUGCCCAUCUGGGUUUGGGGACUCUCCCAUUCUUCCUUGCAGAUUUUCUCAAGCUCUGUUAAGUUAGAUGGGGAGCGGUGGUGAACAGCAAUCUUCAAGCCUUUCCACAGAUUUUCAAUGGGAUUCAAUUCUGGGCCACUCAAGGACUUUCACAUUCUUGUUCUGAAGCCAUUCCAGCGUUGCUUUGGCUGUAUGUUUGGGGUCAUUGUCCUGUUGGGACGUAAAUCUUCGCCCCAGUCUAAGGUCGUUUGCACUCUGAAGCAGGUUCUCAUCAAGGAUUUACCUGUAUUUGGCUCCGUUCAUUGUUCCCUCUAUCCUUACCAGUCUCCCCUAUCCCUGCUGCUGAAAAGCAUCCCCAUGGCAUAGCAUGAUGCUGCCACCACCAUGCUUCACGCUAGGGAUGGCGUUCGAUGGGUGAUGAGCUGUGCCAGGUUCUCUCCAGACAUAGCACUCGAGUGGCUUCCGUCUGGCCAUUCUCCAAUAAAGCCCAGAUUGGUGAAGUGCUGUAGAGACUGUUGUCCUUCUGGGAGGUUCUCCCACCUCAGCCAAGGAACUCUGUAGUUCUGUCAGAGUGGUCAUUGGGUUCUUGGUCACCUCCCUGACCAAGGUCCUUCUUGCCCGGUUGUUCAGUUUGGUCGGAAGGCCAGAUCUAGUCUGGGUAGUUCUAUAUUUUUUUAAAUUUCCUAAUGAUGGAGACCACUGUGCUUUCGGAAAAUGUCAACACUCUAGAAAUUGUUUUAUACCCUUCCCCAGAUAUAUGCCUCAUCACAAUUCUCAGAGAUCUACAGAUGCUCCUUGGACUUCAUGGUAUAGUUUCUGCUCUGACAUGCGCUGUCAACUGUGGGACCUUUAUAUAGACAGAUGUGUUUAUUUCUAAAUCAUGUACAAACAAUUGAAUUGGCCACAGGUGGAUUCCAAUCAAGUUGUAGCGACAUCUCAAGGAUGAUGAAAUGAAAUUGGAUGCACCUGAGCUCAAUUUGGAGUGUCUUAGCAAAGUGGGUGUGAAUAUUUAUGUAAAUUAGAUUUCUGUUUUUCAUUUUCAAUACAUUUGCCAGAAUUUCUCAAAACAUGUUUUCACUUUCUCAUUAUGGGGUAUUGUGUGUAGAUGGGUGAGAACAAUAAAGUAUUUAAUCCAUUUUGAAUUCAGACUGUAACAAAACAAAAUGUGGAAUAAGUUGAGGGAUAUGAAUCAUUUCUGAAGGCACUGUACACACAGGCACAUAUUUAGGAUGUGAGUCAGGUUGAUGUGUUACCUUCUCUCCUCCCUUCCUCCUUUUCUCUCCUCCCUUCCUCUCCUCCCUUCCUCUCCUCCCUUCCUCUCCUCUCCUCCCUCCCUCAGAUGCCCAAAGGCUCUGAUGACACAUGGGCUCAGAAACUUUACAACACCUUCUUGAAGAAAAGUGAUCUUUUUGACAAACCUCGUCUGUCCAACAAAGCCUUUAUCAUCCUCCACUUUGCAGACAAGGUACACAAGCAUCCUGUUAAAAAAAAAAACUACUUCGUAAAUACUUUUAUUUUUACUCUAGUUGAGAUGUCAGACCUUCUAUUUAUGAAUACCUGUUUGCUGUCUGGCUGUAGGUUGUUGAGCUCAUUGAGCAAAGUGACUGACUGACUGAAAUAGCUCUCCUCAUUUGAGAAGUACUAACCAAACCACUCCUGGUCUAGACUGAGGGUCAGGUUGAUUAUCUCAUUUUAUGUUUCUUCUUAUCAUGGCUGGACCUGGGUGGAUUUCCCUACCCUCUGUUUGACCCUUUGUUCCCAGGUGGAGUAUCAGUGUGACGGGUUCCUGGAGAAGAAUAAGGAUACUGUCAAUGAGGAGCAGAUUAAUGUGCUCAAGCUAAGCAAGGUUCGUUUGUUUGUUUGUUUGUUUGAGGCCAAAGACUCCACCUUUCUCCAGUCGUCCUGUCUGUAAAUACCUUCUGUAUACCAGUGAGUCUUAUGUAGAGGACCAUCAUAGUGCCCUGAGGUUAACUAGUCUCUCUGUGUGAUGUUUGAACUUGGAGAACACACCCCAGCACAGAGCUGUAGAAACAAGUCUUAUGUUUUGGAGCGUGACAGCCCAUUUCAUGUAAUGGGAAACUGCCCCCUGGUGGUCAAUAAAUGUUCCUACCUGAAUGAUCCGUCAGGGCAUCAAUAAUAAUAAUAAUAAUAAUAAUAUGCCAUUUAGCAGACGCUUUUAUCCAAAGCGACUUACAGUCAUGUGUGCAUAAUUUAUUUUUAUUUUUUUGUGCCCUUUUCAUAUGGUCACAACACACUGGAGAAAAAAAAAAUACACAGUUGCAUAUAGCAGCCAAAGAACCAAAAGAUUGCAAGUCAAGAGAUAAAUGGUCUCAAACAACCGUUUCCUGUUCCACUGUUUGAGACGUGUUUGACUCUUCUGUCCAGUUUGAUCUGCUGUUGGAGCUGUUCAGCGAUGAGGAGAAGACUACAGGCCCCCCUGCCAGUCGCAGUAAGAUGACACGGCCUGUUCAGGCUCAGAGAGACCACAAGAAGACAGUUGGAACGCAGGUGGGACUAAAACAUAAAUCAGUCUUCUGAUGGUUUAGAUUCCGAUUUGGAAGUCAUGUUAAACACACGUUGCUGUGGUAAAACCUUCUCAAUGUAAAUCUGAUGUUUUUUUAGCAUGACUAGUACUUUACUACAUUAGAUUUGUUUUAUUUGACCCCUUGACCCCUUGACCCCCCUCCUCAGUUUCGUAACUCUCUACAUCUGCUGAUGGAGACUCUGAAUGGAACGACCCCUCACUAUGUACGCUGCAUCAAGCCCAACGACCUCAAAUCCCCAUUCACGUGAGUCUGCCUCCACGCCCCUUUAACCUAGGUAUUGUUCAUUUAGGCACCAAACAGAGAAAAAAAACCCGGCUGAAAUAGAGAGGGACUAUCUGGAGUUGUCAAAAUAAGAAAUGUUCAUUUUUGUUUUCGGUUUCAAAACGUUUAAAAAAAGUUAUGUUCCCUAAUAAAUAUGACUCAGUUAUUAUCGUUUUGUGGCACCCUGCGAAAGAGAAAGUAACAACGUUGUUUCAACAUAUUGUGACAUGGAAUCUACGUGGAAAAUACAUUGGAUUUGAGAAAAGUCAUCAACGUAAACUGUUUUUCAGGAUGAAAUUUCAACCGCGGGAUUAUGUAAUGGUAACCAAUUUUCAACAGACAAACCUUGUAUAAAAUAUGUUGAAUUUGUACCUUUUUGAAACAACGUCAGAUCUUCAACAUAAUGUCCACUAUCAGAACAAAAACAAUAGGCCGGGCAGCACCUCCUACUGGAGGGUUGAUGUAACUACAGCUGCCCUUUGGUCUCCCUUCCAGGGUUUUAACCAAGCACAGCUCUGAUAUUUGUCACUGACUACUACCAAUGUGCUAUUGUGAGAACUCUUAAUAACAAACUAAAUUCAUUGUUGCUAUCGAAGUCAUUCCAAAGGGUAGAUUUUAACAGAGCAAAUGAAAUGUAACCAUACUUUAUCAGUCAUAUAUCAUCAAUGAAACUAUUUAGGCCUAUAUAGCAUUAUGGAAGUCAUCAACAGCUAUUGUUUUAAAUUCAACCCAGGGUUAAACUAAAAAUAGACAAUACAUAUAGGCCUAGGGUUUCAAGCUUUGGUUGAUUUAUAAUUUAAUCUUCAAGUUAAUAAUUAAUAUGGUGGAUUUAAUGUCUCCAUCUUAACCAAAAAUCAAAGUUAAAGAAUAGGACUAAAUCAAACCAAAUCAAACGUUAAAUGUACUUUAAAUGAUGUUGAUUUCAUUUAGGCCUGUUCUUUAACUUGUAUUUUUGGUUGAGAUGGAGACGUGAAUCCAACAUAUCAACUAUUAAUUUGUAGACAAACUGGAAUUAAAGUCAAACUAUGUCAGAUACACAAAAUACACUGCUCAAAAAAAUAAAGGGAACACUAAAAUAACACAUCCUAGAUCUGAAUGAAUGAAAUAAUCUUAUUAAAUACUUUUUUCUUUACAUAGUUGAAUGUGCUGACAACAAAAUCACACAAAAAUUAUCAAUGGAAAUCAAAUGUAUCAACCCAUGGAGGUCUGGAUUUGGAGUCACCCUCAAAAUUAAAGUGGAAAACCACACUACAGGCUGAUCCAACUUUGAUGUAAUGUCCUUAAAACAAGUCAAAAUGAGGCUCAGUAGUGUGUGUGGCCUCCACGUGCCUGUAUGACCUCCCUACAACGCCUGGGCAUGCUCCUGAUGAGGUGGCGGAUGGUCUCCUGAGGGAUCUCCUCCCAGACCUGGACUAAAGCAUCCGCCAACUCCUGGACAGUCUGUGGUGCAAUGUGGCGUUGGUGGAUGAAGCGAGACAUGAUGUCCCAGAUGUGCUCAAUUGGAUUCAGGUCUGGGGAACGGGCUGGCCAGUCCAUAGCAUCAAUGCCUUCCUCUUGCAGGAACUGCUGACACACUCCAGCCACAUGAGGUCUAGCAUUGUCUUGCAUUAGGAGGAACCCAGGGCCAACCGCACCAGCAUAUGGUCUCACAAGGGGUCUGAGGAUCUCAUCUCGGUACCUAAUGGUAGUCAGGCUACCUCUGGCGAGCACAUGGAGGGCUGUGCGGCCCCCCCAAAGAAAUGCCACCCCACACCAUGACUGACCCACCGCCAAACCGGUCAUGCUGGAGGAUGUUGCAGGCAGCAGAACGUUCUCCACGGCGUCUCCAGACUCUGUCACGUCUGUCACAUGUGCUCAGUGUGAACCUGCUUUCAUCUGUGAAGAGCACAGGGCACCAGUGGCGAAUUUGCCAAUCUUGGUGUUCUCUGGCAAAUGCCAAAUGUCCUGCACGGUGUUGGGCUGUAAGCACAACCCCCACCUGUGGACGUCGGGCCCUCAUACCACCCUCAUGGAGUCUGUUUCUGACCGUUUGAGCAGACACAUGCACAUUUGUGGCCUGCUGGAGGUCAUUUUGCAGGGCUCUGGCAGUGCUCCUCCUGCUCCUCCUUGCACAAAGGCGGAGGUAGCAGUCCUGCUGCUGGGUUGUUGCCCUCCUACGGCCUCCUCCACGUCUCCUGAUGUACUGGCCUGUCUCCUGGUAGCGCCUCCAUGCUCUGGACACUACGCUGACAGACACGGCAAACCUUCUUGCGACAGCUCGCAUUGAUGUGCCAUCCUGGAUGAGCUGCACUACCUGAGCCACUUGUGUGGGUUGUAGUCUCCGUCUCAUGCUACCACUAGAGUGAAAGCACCGCCAGCAUUCAAAAGUGACCAAAACAUCAGCCAGGAAGCAUAGGAACUGAGAAGUGGUCUGUGGUCACCACCUGCAAAACCAGUCCUUUAUCGGGGGUGUCUUGCUAAUUGCCUAUAAUUUCCACCUGUUGUCUAUUCCAUUUGCACAACAGCGUGUGAAAUUUUUCUCAAUCAGUGUUGGUUCCUAAGUGGACAGUUUGAUUUCACAGAAGUGUGAUUGACUUGGAGUUACAUUGUGUUGUUUAAGUGUUCCCUUUAUUUUUUUGAGCAGUGUAUAUAUAUAUAUAUAUAUCCUUUAAAUGUUAAUAUUUGGUUGCGUUGACAACCAAACACAAUUCAAUAUCACUUCUGCAAUACAGUAAAUAGCCUAUUAGCUUGUCGACAAGUUAACAAAUAAAUGUUGGAUUCCAACUAAACCAAAAAUAAAAGUUGAAGAAUAGUAUUAAGCUAAGUAGCUCAGAUGAAAUUAGAUGAAUCUCUUUUUAAAUGUUGAUAUUUGGUUGCGUUGUCAACCAAACACAAUUCAAUAUUACUUUUGUAAUCCAGUAAAUAGCAAACAUGUAAGGCUAUCUUACAAAACUAAUGUAACCGUAGUUAUUCAAACUUUAAAAUGAGUAACACACCCAUGGUCAUAUUCUGAGGUUAGCCUCCUGUAACUAUAAAUGUCUUGUGUAAUCGUAGGAAGUGUGCAUGCAAAGGUCGAGGGGUCUGUGGCGAUCUUCACAAUAUAAUAAUCUGUCAGAAUCUCUAACAACAUCGAUCACUUGCACCGUGUACUUUUAAUGUAAUCUCAACUGUAAUCCAGGUCAUUUGGUUGUGCUCCAGAUGAAGCACCGCUAUAACACAUUAAUCUGAUGUAUAAAUAAAUACAAAAUAUUUGACAUUGUAUUCCCAUUUGAACAUUGUUGUGCUUAAAAGCACAGUGAUAACACAUUUAAAUGACAACUAAACCAAAAACCAGACAUUGUUUUUCCAUGGGAAUUUGGUUGUGCUUUUAAACUGAACAAAAAUAUAAACGCAACAUCAACAAUUUCAAAGAUUUUACUGAGUUACAGUUCAUAUAAGGAAAUCGGUCAAUUGAAAUAAAUUCAUUAGGCCCUAAUCUAUGGAUGUCACAUGACUGGGCAGGGGCGGAGCCAUGGGUGGGCCUGGGAGGGUAUAGGGGAGCCAGCCAAUCAGAAUGAGUUUUUCCCCACAGAAUGGUGAAGAAGCUGGAUGUGGAGGUCCUGGGCUGGCGUGGUUACAUGUGGUUGUGAGGCCGGUUGGAAGUACCGCCAAAUUCUCUAAAAUGACAUUGGAGGCGGCUUAUGGUAGAGAAAGUAACAUUGAAUUCUCUGGCAACAUCUCUGGUGGAUAUUCCUGCAGUCAGCAUGCCAAUUGCACACUCCCUCAAAACUUGAGACAUCUGUGGCAUUGUGUUGUGUGACAAAACUGCACAUUUUUAGAAUGGCUUUUUAUUGUCCCCAGCACAAGAUGCACCUGUGUACUAUCUUGGCAAAGGAGAAAUGCUCACUAACAGGGAUGUAAACAAAUUUGUUCACAACAUUUGAGAGAAAUAAGCUUUUUGUGCGUAUGGAAAAUUUCUGGGAUCUUCUAUUUCAGCUCAUAAAACAUGGGACCAAGACUUUACAUGUUGCGUUUAUAUUUUUGUUCAGUGUGUAUAUGUGUAUGUCUAUAUAUAUAUAUAUAUAUAUAUAUAUAUAUAUAUAUAUAUAUAUAUAUAUAUAUAUAUAUAUAUAUAUAUAUAUACAGUGCAUUCGGAAAGUAUUCAGACCCCUUCACUUUUUCCACAUUUUGUUACGUUACAGCCUUAUUCUAAAAUCGAUUACAUUUAGAUUCUUCCUCAUUAAUCUACACACAAUACCCCAUAAUGACAAAGCAAAAACAGGUUUUUAGAAAAUGUUGCUAAUUUAUUAAAAACACUAAACUGAAAUAUCACAUUUACAUAAGUAUUCAGACCCUUUACUCAGUACUUUGUUGAAGCACUUAAGGCAGCGAUUAGAGCCUCGAGUCUUCUUUGGUAUGACGCUACAAGCUUGGCACACGUGUAUUUGGGGGUUUCUCCCGUUUUUUAUUUGUAAUACAUUUGCUAAAAAUUCAAAAAACCUGUUUUUGCUUUGUCAUUAUGGGGUAUUGUGUGUAGAUUAAUUAGGGGGGGGGAAACAAUUUUAAUCAAUUUUAGAAUAAGGCUGAAACGUAACAAAAUGUUGAAAAAGUCAACGGGGUCUGAAUACUUUCCGAAGGCACUGUGUGUAUGUUUUCUUUGUAAUAGGAUGGACCCCAUGAGGGCGGUACAGCAGUUACGGGCUUGUGGAGUCCUGGAAACCAUCCGCAUCUCAGCAGCAGGCUUCCCAUCCAGGUACAGCAACAACAUCAUCCAGCCCUAACAUCAUCCAGCCCUAACAUCAUCCAGCCCUAACAUCAUCCAGCCCUAACAUCAUCCAGCCCUAGUCGAUCCAGCUCUAAAAGGCACUCUCACAUAACAUAUACACAAGCAUUCAACUUUCUCUAUAUACAGUGGGGCAAAAAAGUAUUUAGUCAGCCACCAAUUGUGCAAGUUCUCCCACUUAAAAAGAUGAGAGAGGCCUGUAAUUUUCAUCAUAGGUACACGUCAACUAUGACAGACAAAAUGAGGGAAAAAAAUCCAGAAAAUCACAUUGUAGGAUUUUUAUGAAUUUAUUUGCAAAUUAUGGUGGAAAAUAAGUAUUUGUUCAAUAACAAAAGUUUCUCAAUACUUUGUUAUAUACCAUUUGUUGGCAAUGACACAGGUCAAACGUUUUCUCUAAGUCUUCACAAGGUUUUCACACACUGUUGCUGGUAUUUUGGCCCAUUCCUCCAUGCAGAUCUCCUCUAGAGCAGUGAUGUUUUGGGGCUGUCGCUGGGCAACACAGACUUUCAACUCCCUCCAAAGAUUUUCUAUGGGGUUGAGAUCUGGAGACUGGCUAGGCCACUCCAGGACCUUGAAAUGCUUCUUACGAAGCCACUCCUUCGCUGCCCGGGCGGUGUGUUUGGGAUCAUUGUCAUGCUGAAAGACCCAGCCACGUUUCAUCUUCAAUGCCCUUGCUGAUGGAAGGAGGUUUUCACUCAAAAUCUCACGAUACAUGGCCCAUUCAUUCUUUCCUUUACACGGAUCAGUCGUCCUGGUCCCUUUGCAGAAAAACAGCCCCAAAGCAUGAUGCUUCCACCCCCAUGCUUCACAGUAGGUAUGGUGUUCUUUGGAUACAACUCAGCAUUCUUUGUCCUCCAAACACGACGAGUUGAGAUUUUACCAAAAAGUUCUAUUUUGGUUUCAUCUGACCAUAUGACAUUCUCCCAAUCCUCUUCUGGAUCAUCCAAAUGCACUCUAGCAAACUUCAGACGGGCCUGGACAUGUACUGGCUUAAGCAGGGGGACACGUCUGGCACUGCAGGAUUUGAGUCCCUGGCGGCGUAGUGUGUUACUGAUGGUAGGCUUUGUUACUUUGGUCCCAGCUCUCUGCAGGUCAUUCACUAGGUCCCCCGUGUGGUUCUGGGAUUUUUGUUCACCGUUCUUGUGAUCAUUUUGACCCCACGGGGUGAGAUCUUGCGUGGAGCCCCAGAUCGAGGGAGAUUAUCUGUGGUCUUGUAUGUCUUCCAUUUCCUAAUAAUUGCUCCCACAGUUGAUUUCUUCAAACCAAGCUGCUUACCUAUUGCAGAUUCAGUCUUCCCAGCCUGGUGCAGGUCUACAAUUUUGUUUCUGGUGUCCUUUGACAGCUCUUUGGUCUUGGCCAUAGUGGAGUUUGGAGUGUGACUGUUUGAGGUUGUAGACAGGUGUCUUUUAUACCGAUAACAAGUUCAAACAGGUGCCCUUAAUACAGGUAACGAGUGGAGGACAGAGGAGCCUCUUAAAGAAGAAGUUACAGGUCUGUGAGAGCCAGAAAUCUUGCUUGUUUGUAGGUGACCAAAUACUUAUUUUCCACCAUAAUUUGCAAAUAAAUUCAUAAAAAAUCCUACAAUGUGAUUUUCUGGAUUUUUUUUCCUCAAUUUGUCUGUCAUAGUUGACGUGUAUCUAUGAUGAAAAUUACAGGCCUCUCUCAUCUUUUUAAGUGGGAGAACUUGCACAAUUGGUGGCUGACUAAAUACUUUUUUCCCCCACUGUAUAUACACACACACACACACACACGCCACAAAGUGUGACCACAGCGUGUGCCCGUAACAAAAUAAUCUGGAGCAUAUGUUACUGAUCACACCACACCUGUGGACAGGUGGACCUACCAGGAGUUCUUCAACCGGUACCGGGUUCUGAUGAAACAGAAGGACGUUCUCUCAGACAGGAAGCGGACCUGCAGGAACGUCCUGGAGAAAUGGGUCCAGGUAGGAAGUGCCCGGGGUUUUUAGAGGUCAGGCCCUUAGGGUUCAGGUAGGAGGGGUUAGGUUUCAGGAAGUAGAGGUCAGGUCCUUAGGGUUCAGGUAGGAGGGGUUAGGUUUCAGGAAGUUACCUGUACGAAUGACCUGGAGAAAUAGGUCACAGUAGGGAAAGAGUGUACAAAAUACAUAAAUAGAUUUUACCAUGGUUAUUCCACACACAAACUGUCUAAUUCAUUUGCCUCCAUCCAGUAAGUAUUCAUACUGGAUACAAAGGUAGCAAAGAUAUCAAACAAACAAUGGUUAAGUCUGCUAAAAUACUCAACAACCCUCUCAUCUACAGGACCAGGACAAAUACCAGUUUGGCAAGAACAAGAUCUUCUUCAGGGCGGGUCAGGUGGCCUUUCUAGAGAAGCUGCGUUCUGAUAAACUGAAGGCGGCGUGCGUUCGCAUCCAGAAGUCCAUCAGAUGCUGGCUGGCCAGGAAGAGGUACCUCCGUAUGAGACGAGCUGCCAUCACCAUACAGAGAAACACGCGAGGCUACCAGGCCCGCUGGUGAGUGGAAAGAUUACAACCUUACCCCACGGGGUUUCCCACGGGGUUUCCCACGGGCAAGGGAAUAUUCUGGAAUGGAAUUUAAUUAUAUACGUUCCAGACAGGGAAAGCCAGGGAAUGUAAAUCAAUUUACGUACAGUAUCCGAUCAUUAUUUGGAAAUGAAAUUAUCAGGGGAAAUGUUUUUUUUUUUUUUUUCUGUAAUUUUCCACGGUGCUUUACCCACUGUGUGUGGGUUUCCAUUAGUUCCCACAACCACAUAGUCAAAAUUGGCUAUGUCGUAAAAAUUAAUGAAAACAAACAUUUAGGGUUAGGCAUAAGGUUAGCAGUGUGGUUAGGGUUAGGGUUAGGGUUAGGCAUAAGGUUAGCAGUGUGGUUAGGGUUAGGGUUAGGGUUAGGCAUAAGGUUAGCAGUGUGGUUAGGGUUGUAGAAAUAGGCAGGUGCAUGACUGUGACGACCCUUUAUGUGUGUCAUGAACAUUCUUACCUGUAGACCUGAACAGUCAUGGAAUUAGUAAUGUCUAAAGAGUGGGAACCCUGAUCAUUAAUAGAAACAGGCGUCUGACGUUAUCUCUGAUUCUCCCCUCUCCUCUCCUCUCCUCUCCUCUCCUCUCCUCUCCUCUCCUCUCCUCUCCUCUCCCCUCUCCUCUCAGCCUGGUAGCGUUCCUGAGGAGGACCAGAGCAGCAGUUAUCAUCCAGAAGAACCAGCGAAUGUUAGUGUCCAGGAGAUGCUACCUGCAGCAGAGGUCUGCAGCCAUCGCCAUGCAGCGUCUGCUACGAGCCUACCAGGCCAGACAGACCUACCACAAGGUCCUUUAUAGCAUUGAUACGCCAUCCAACACACACCUGACCUGCUCCAAACUCUCAUUCACAUACAGUAUAAGUGACGGUACUUCAUUUGUCCGACUCGAUCAGAUGUAAAUCCACUCUUAAGACAUUGCCACACAACUCGUAACUCCAAACUACAAUUUCCAUAAACAGUUCUCUACACUAGUCAGGGGUCGUGUUCAUUAGGGCACACCAUAUCAAAACAUUUUACGACGGAAAGCGGGGGAAAAUGUUUCUUAUUGGUUCAGAUGGUACCUCCCUGUUUCAGACAGUUUUCUUGUGUUUCGAACCCACUGAAACACGACUCGGGUCUGCGACAUUGAUUGCAUUUAUAUAGCCCUUUUCCAGGUGCUUUACAUAGUAAGGGGGGGAAACUCCCCUCAUCCACCAUUCUCUGCUUCCCCCAGCUGCUGUACGAACACAAGGUUAUCACCAUCCAGAGGUGGGUGAGAGGCUGGCUGGCCAGGCGGAGGUGCAGACGCUCCCUGAGGGCCGUGGUCUACCUCCAGAGCUGUGUGAGACGCAUGGCGGCCAGGAGGGAGCUGAGGAAGCUAAGGGUGGAGGCCCGCUCCGUGGAACACUUCAAGAAGCUCAGUGUGGGCAUGGAGAACAAGAUCAUGCAAUUGCAGAGGAAGGUGGACGAACAGGUGAGAAAGGGCACUUCCUGUAUGGACAUAGUCACUUCCUGUAUGGACAUAGUCACUUCCUGUAUGGACAUAGUCACUUCCUGUAUGGACAUAGUCACUUCCUGUAUGGACAUAGUCACUUCCUGUAUGGACAUAGUCACUUCCUGUAUGGACAUAGUCACUUCCUGUAUGGACAUAGUCACUUCCACCUAUGUGGAUAGCUACAAAUAGGAGUACCACUACAACUGAACGAACAAGUGAGACCAGGCGGUCAAGUUUAUUUUGUGUGAUGAAUAUUUUGGAAAUCUUACUCUCUCGAGCAUGGACACGCACCACUGUCUUCUUAGCUAGAAACAAUACUACAACUUUGUUGGAAGUGUUUUGUCAGUAAAUGUAAAUAUCCUUAGAAAUAACUGUUUACUUCAGUAUUGACCCCAGUUGAAAACAGGACAUUGUUAGAUGAGGUAAUGCUGGUUGUAUGUCACGUGUAAACCCUGAGUGUAUCCCCUCCCUUCCCUCCUGCAGAACAAGGAGAACCGAGAGCUCAGUGAGAGGUUGAGGACCGUGGAGCGGUCCCGGGCAGCGGAGAGCGAGAGGCUGGGGAGAGAGGUGGAGCGACUGAGCGUGGCAGAGGAGGAGAGCAGGUUUAAAGCAGACGGGGUCCCCUCCCUCCUGGAACAGCUGUCAUUCCUCCACCAGGAGCUGGAGACCACCAGGGGAGAGAAGAAGGCCAUAGAGGAGGGGGCUAGAACAUACAGGGAGGACACUGAGAAGGUACUGCAACUUAACUGCUGCGUUCACCUACUAACUUAGACGGAGAAGGUAGAGUUAAUAUGGUCGUUUAGCAAGAUAUUUUUCUCCAAAGCGACUUAGAAAACUGUCAACAAUGACAGUGACACGUUAUAUUUAGAAUCGAACUUACAAGCACCACGCUCUGCUGAGCCAUUGAGACGAGUGUCCACUGACGCGUUUCCCUCUUCCUGCCACUAGGUGGUGUCAGAGUUGAAUGAGAACAACAGCUUGUUGAUGACAGCGAACGGUGAUCUGAAUCAGCUGAUCCAGGAACAGAGCCAGCAGAUAGCAGGUACAGUACAGGGUCAUGUUCAUGAUGGCACACCGUAGCAAAACGUUUUGCAACGGAAAGCGUUAAACAAGCGUUUUCUUAUUGGACAAGUCCCCUCCCCCUUUUUCUGUCUGUUGUCUUCCGUGUGUUGCCCAGUGACCACUUCCCUGUUCCCCUGUCCAGAGACCCAGGCCCAUGCUAAAGACCGUAAGCAGCUGGAGAGGGAUCUCAGCGAGGAGCGUGACCGCUACCAGAGUCUACUGAGUGAAUACAGACAGCUAGAGGAGAGACAUGCUGACCUGAAAGAAGAGAUGAAUCUCAGCGUGGUAACAUGACUUAUGGAGCGUUGUGGACCUUGAAGAAAUAUACUUUAUUAAUGCAGGGUGUUUGAAUGCUGUUAUGCAUCUCACACUGACGUUCAAAGCAAUUUAUCCUAUGCUAACCAACGUAUGUUUAGAUAGGGAUUUUGACUGCCAAACCAAAAUGGUUUGGUUUGGAAGUCAAGUGACACUGCCGCUUUCCUAGCUUGCUAGCCUGGAUUUCAGUGGCUACACCGCUGCAUGCAUGAGGUCUAUAUGAAAAUAACUUAUUGGUUUGGUUCUGUUUGGGUCAGCUUAGCUACCUAGCUAACCUUUUUUAUGCCAUGCUGUCUAACCAGAUCACCAGUAAACCAGGCCACAGGAGAACAGACUCCAACUACAGCAGCAAUGAGUCCGAGGGAACUCCCAGCUCUGGGUUUGCAGAGUCCGAGGGAAGAAACAGCUCAGUGGAAACUCCCAGCUCAACACGCAGCUCCUCAGGGUUCACAGAGUCCGAGACGAGAUCUCUACGAGGAGAGGUGAGGAGCUCAAAUAUGAACAUAUGGAAUGUAAAAACCUCAUCUUUUGAGGUUUACGUGGAUGCUCACCAUCCAUAGCCCCAUAGCUUCCACAACAUCCGAGUGAUGAACGAGGCUUAGGUGGUUCUAGACUUCCAUAGCCCCACACGGGAUGCUUUGCUCUCCCAUAGAAUUAGCCAAAUCUUAUUUUGGAUCAUCCAAAAUAAAUGUUUUUCUUGUGUUGUUGUUCAGGAUGCGGUGGACAUGUCAGUCCUGUUGAAGCUGCAGAGGAGAGUCACUGAGCUGGAGCAGGACAGACAGACACUGCAGAGACACCUGGAUAAGAGAGAGGAGACGCAGCAAGUCCAGGCCAAAAAUGCAGAGGCGCAAAGGACUGCAGGGAGAGCUGAGCUGGACCUGGAGGCUCUGAAAGUGAUGACAGUUCAUAUAUUAUUACUGCACAAUGACAUUUUACCAUGUCAUUUCUUAGUUGAUAUCUGGUGACUUCUGUAUAGGUGGGAGCUGUUCUGAAAGUGGGAGCGAGCGAGAGGAAAGCGGAGAGAAGUAGAGCGCGAGAUCGGAGAGAGAGAGAGAAGAGCGAAAAAUAUCGAUAUAGAAUAGAGAGACAGAUAGAGAAUAAAGAGAAGAUAAUGGGGGAUAUAUAUUAGAAAGAUCGAAGGAGAGAGAAGAGAAGACGUAAAAGAGAGAGAGAGAGAAAGGAGAGAAAUAAUCUAAAAGAGGAUAGAGAGAUAUGGGAGAGAGACGAUAAGAAUAGAAGGAGAGAGAGCAAAGAAGACAUAUAUCGACUAACUAGAAAAUAGUGAAUAUCUAUCGCUAUCGACUAUUAUACUAUAGGGUAUAGUAUAGAAAAAGAUAGCAAAUCUCGAUAUAUCUAGAACGGUAGACCAUCUAGGAAGCCUACAUUCAAGAAUCUCUAUAGCAUCUAUCUCGAUCUAAGCAAUCAUAUCUCGUAAAUAUCUAGCCUUAUUUAGACGAUGGAGAAGAGAGAGAGAUAGCAAGACUAAGAAAUAUAGAAAAGAGAAGAGAAGAGGAAAGAUAGAGAACAGGGAGGGGAUAAGAAGAAAGCUCGAGAUAAGGAUAGAAGAGAGAAGAGCAGAAAGAGUAGAGAGAGAGAGAGAAAGGAGAGAGGAGAGGAAGAGACGCAAGAAAAAGAAGGGACCAUACGAGAGAGAUAGAGAGAGGAGAGAAGGCACAAGAAAGCAAAUAGAGAGCGCGAGAGAUGAGAUAGAGCUCAGAUAGCAAUCGCUAUACUCUUCUCCUACUAGCUCCUCUCUAGUCUCUCUCUCUCUUCUCCUCUCUCUCUCUCUCUCUCUCUCUGUCACUCUCUCUGUCUCUCUUUCUCUCUCCCCUCAAGCGCCAGGAGCUGGAGUCAGAGAACAAGAAGCUGAAGACAGACCUGACUGAGCUGCGUCAGUCUCUAGCUACGGUCUCCAACGCUAGCACUGGAGCGAGCCCCGGGGCUAAGACCACCACCAGCCCCGGGGCUAAGACCACCACCAACCCCAGGGCUAAGACCACCACCGGCAGCCCCGGGCCGGGCUCCGCUCCCUACAACGUGCUCCUGGAGCAGCUCAACUCCUCCAACGAGGAGCUGGAGGUCAGGAAGGAGGAGGUGCUGCUCCUCCGCUCGCACAUGGUCCGCCAGGAGGCGCUCAAACACAACAAGGUAGGAGGAGAGGAGGACGUAGUCCCAAAGGGUACCCUAUUCCCUAUGUAGUGCACUGGUCCCUGGUCAAAAGUAGUGCACAACGCAGGGAAGAGGGUUUUAUAGGGCUCUGGUCUAAAGUAGUGCACUAUAUAGGGAAUAGGGUGCCAUUCUCUGGUCUAAAGUAGUGCGCUAUAUAGGGAAUAGGGUGCCAUUCUCAGGUCUAAAGUAGUGCGCUAUAUAGGGAAUAGGGUGCCAUUCUCUGGUCUAAAGUAGUGCGCUAUAUAGGGAAUAGGGUGCCAUUCUCAGGUCUAAAGUAGUGCGCUAUAUAGGGAAUAGGGUGCCAUUCUCAGGUCUAAAGUAGUGCGCUAUAUAGGGAAUAGGGUGCCAUUCUCUGGUCUAAAGUAGUGCACUAUAUAGGGAAUAGGGUGCCAUUUGGGAUGCAUCCCUACUAUCAGCGAGUUUGAGGGGAUCCAGUUUGAGACUGCCACACAGAAUCGCUAAUGUUGAUCACGUAAUGAGUAGUUAUUUGGGAUGGGAGGGGAUGUGUAGAUCAGUGAUUCUGCGCUGUCCGACUGCAAAUUAACUAACAUUCUGAUUUACAAAUAAGUAGCACUGUUUUGAACGUGUUUUUCUCUACACUGGCAGUACUGACACCCUUUCCUUUUGGUAGGAAGCUUAUGGAGAGAUGCAUAAGAUGAUUCAUCUUGGUGAAACUCCACCCAAAGAGACUGAUGGGUAAACACUCACCUCACACUCACCUUCAACUCACCCCACCCCUUCUGGAUUCCUUUACAUUGAUUUUACAUUUACAUGUACGUCAUUUAGCAGACGCUCUUAUCCAGAGCGACUUACAAAUUGGUGCAUUCACCUUAUAGCCAGUGGGAAAACCACUUUACAAUAUAUAUAUUUUUUUCUUUCUUUGGGGUGGGGUAAGGCGGGGUAGAAGGAUUACUUUAUCCUAUCCCAGGUAUUCCUUAAAGAGGUGGGGUUUCAAGUGUCUCCGGAAGGUGGUGAGUGACUCCGCUGUCCUGGCGUUGUGAGGGAGCUUGUUCCACCAUUGGGGUGCCAGAGCAGCGAACAGUUUUGACUGGGCUGAGCGGGAACUGUGCUUCCGCAGAGGUAGGGGGGCCAGCAGGCCAGAGGUGGAUGAACGCAAUGCCCUCGUUUGGGUGUAGGGACUGAUCAGAGCCUGAAGGUACGGAGGUGCCGUUCCCCUCACAGCUCCGUAGGCAAGCACCAUGGUCUUGUAGCAGAUGCGAGCUUCAACUGGAAGCCAGUGGAGUGUGCAGAGGAGUGGGGUGACGUGAGAGAACUUGGGAAGGUUGAACACCAGACGGGCUGCGGCAUUCUGGAUGAGUUGUAGGGGUUUAAUGGCACAGGCAGGGAGCCCAGCCAACAGCGAGUUGCAGUAAUCCAGACGGGAGAUGACAAGUGCCUGGAUUAGGACCUGUGCCGCUUCCUGUGUAAGGCAGGGUCGUACUCUCCGAAUGUUGUAGAGCAUGAACCUACAGGAUCGGGUCACCGCCUUGAUGUUAGCGGAGAACGACAGGGUGUUGUCCAGGGUCACGCCAAGGCUCUUUGCACUCUGGGAGGAGGACACAACGGAGUUGUCAACCGUGAUGGCGAGAUCAUGGAACGGGCAGUCCUUCCCUGGGAGGAAGAGCAGCUCCGUCUUGCCGAGGUUCAGCUUGAGGUGGUGAUCCGUCAUCCACACUGAUAUGUCUGCCAGACAUGCAGAGAUGCGAUUCGCCACCUGGUUAUCAGAGCGGGGAAAGGAGAAGAUUAGUUGUGUGUCGUCUGCGUAGCAAUGAUAGGAGAGGCCAUGUGAGGAUAUGACAGAGCCAAGUGACUUGGUGUAUAGCGAGAGUAGGAGAGGGCCUAGAACUGAGCCCUGGGGGACACCAGUGGUGAGAGCACGUGGUGCGGAGACAGAUUCUCGCCACGCCACUUGGUAGGAGCGACCUGUCAGGUAGGACGCAAUCCAAUAGUGAGCCGCGCCGGAGAUGCCCAGCUCGGAGAGGGUGGAGAGGAGGAUCUGAUGGUUCACAGUAUCAAAGGCAGCAGACAGGUCUAGAAGGACAUGAGCAGAGGAGAGAGAGUUAGCUUUAGCAGUGUGGAGAGCCUCUGUGACACAGAGAAGAGCAGUCUCAGUUGAAUGACCAGUCUUGAAACCUGACUGGUUUGGAUCAAGAAGGUCAUUCUGAGAGAGAUAGCAAGAGAGUUGGCUAAAGACGGCAUGCUCAAGAGUUUUGGAGAGAAAAGAAAGAAGGGAUACUGGUCUGUAGUUGUUGACAUCGGAGGGAUCGAGUGUAGGUUUUUUGAGAUGGGGUGCAACUCUUGCUCUCUUGAAGACGGAAGGGACAUAGCCAGCGGUCAAGGAUGAGUUGAUGAGCGAGGUGAGGUAAGGGAGAAGGUCACCGGAGAUGGUCUGGAGAAGAGAGGAGGGGAUAGGGUCAAGCGGGCAGGUUGUUGGGCGGCCGGCCGUCACAAGUCGCAAGAUUUCAUCUGUAGAGAGAGGGGAGAAAGAAGUCAAAGCAUAGGGUAGGGCAGUGUGAGCAGGACCAGCAGUGUCAUUUGACUUAACAAACGAGGAUCGGAUGUCGUCAACCUUCUUUUCAAAAUGGUUGAUGAAGUCAUCCACAGAGAGGGAGGAGGUGGGGAGGAGGAGUAGGAUUCAGCAGGGAGGAGAAGGUGGCAAAGAGCUUCCUAGGGUUAGAGGCAGAUGCUUGGAAUUUAGAGUGGUUGAUUGACUGCUUACAUUGGUUUACCUUGUUUUAAGUUAGUUUACUUGAUAUUGGUUUACUGUUUCCUCUGUGUUUGUCAGAUCCACUCCUGACUACCACAAGUUGAACGAGGAUGGAGAGCUGUGGCUGGCUUAUGAAGGGUUAAAGGAGACCAACAGGUGAGCUGAGGGAUAGCAAGAGGAAUGUGUUCAAGGUUUUCAAGGCAAUGCAAAGGAACUAGAUGAGAAAAAACUCUGAUGAAGAAUAUGUCUCUCUCUCUAUCACUCUCUGUCUCUCUCUGUCUCCCUCUCUCUCGGUCUCUGUCUCUCUCCUUGUCUCUCUGUCUCUGUCUCUCUCGCUCUCUCUCCUUGUCUCUCUGUUGCUCUUUCUCUCUCUCUCUAUAUAUAUAUAUGUCUCUUUAUCUCUCUGUCUGUUUCUCUCUCUCUCUCUCUCUCUCUCUAUCUCUCUCAAUUCAAUUCAAUUUCAAUUUAAGGGCUUUAUUGACAUGGGAAACGUAUGUUAACGUUGCCAAAGCAAGUGAAGUAGAUAGUAAACAAAAGUGAAAUAAACAAUAAAUAUUAACAGUAAACAUUACACUCAGAAGUUCCAAAAGAAUAAAGACAUUUCAAAUGUCAUAUUAUGUCUAUAUACAGUGUUGUAACAAUGUGCCAAUAGUUAAAGUUCAAAAGGGAAAAUAAAUAAACAUAAAUAUGGGUUGUAUUUACAAUGGUGUUUGUUGUUCACUGGUUGCCCUUUUCUUGUGGCAACAGGUCACAAAUAUUGCUGCUGUGAUGGUACACUGUGGUAUUUCACCCAGUAGACAUGGGAAUUUAUCAAAAUUGAGUUUGUUUUUGAAUUCUUUGUGGGUCUGUGUAAUCUGAGGGAAAUAUGUGUCUCUAAUAUGGUCAUACAUUUGGCAGGAGGUUAGGAAGUGCAGCUCAGUUUCCACUUCAUUUUGUGGGCAGUGUGCACAUAGCCUGUCUUCUCUUGAGAGCCAGGUCUGCCUACGGUGGCCUUUCUCAAUAGCAAGGCUAUGCUCACUGAGUCUGUACAUAGUCAAAGCUUUCCUUAAUUUUGGGUCAGUCACAGUGGUCAGGUAUUCUGCCACUGUGUACACUCUGUUUAGGGCCAAAUAUCAUUCUAGUUUGCUCAGUUUUUUUGUUAAUUCUUUCCAAUGUGUCAAGUAAUUCUCUUUUUGUUUUCUGAUGAUUUUGGUUGGGUCUAAUUGUGUUGCUGUUGUUGUCCUCUCUCUCUCUCUCUCUCUCUCUCUCUCUCUCUGUCUCUUUGUCUCUCUCUCUGUCUCUCUCUCUGUCUCUCUCUCUCUCUCUCUCUCUGUCUCUCUCUCUGUCUCUGUCUCUGUCUGUUGCUCUCACUCUCCUACACCCAUUAUUAUGUUUCUCCUCCCAGACUCUUGGUGUCUCAGCUGCAGGUGCAGGACAGGAGGCAUGAGGAGGAGAUGGAGGAGCUGAGAGAGGAGGUGCUCAGGGUGAGGGAGGAGAACAGGCAGCAGCAACAGUUCCUCUCCCAGAGCCUUCUGCUCCCCCAGGAGGCCCGCCUCGAGGCCAGCAUGCACCACGAGAUCACACGCCUUACCAGCGACAACCUGGUAGGUACCAGCCAGGGCUGUGUUCAGCAGGGCACAACAUUGUGGAACGUUCAGAUGUAAAUAUGUUCUGUAGGACUCUCUGACACGUUAAUAAGGAAUAAGGUCAGGUCUAUUGAGGACUUCCAUCUUCCAGGACCUGAUGGAGCAGCAGGGGAAGCAGGACAAGAUGAUCCGCAAACUCAAAAAACAGCUCAAAGUCUACGCCAAGAGGGUGGAAGAAUACGAAGGUACACACACACAGACACACACACACACAAACACAAACACACACACACAUACAGACACAGUUUAAUGCGUUUGGCAGAUCAUUAAUAUAAUCUAUAAAUAAUAGAGAUCCAAGAAUCGAUCCCUGUGGAACAUUAUGAUCUCCAGAGUUUACUUCUUUGAAGUUUUACUGCAUGUGUCCAUUAGUUGAUUAUCACGUAUAAUAUACUGAUUCAUUUCUACAAUAUUAAAAGUUAUUAUGUUUUUUUUUUCAAAACUGUAUUGGACGUCACCGGUACUUCUCUCUCUCCUGGUCGUUGGUCUCAGUAGAAAGCGGUCAGAUGGAGAAGGUGACUCCAGGUCCAGGGCCUUGCUCUCCUGGUCGUAUCACCCGGAAGGAGAGGGACUUCCAAGGCAUGCUGGAGUACCGGAGAGGGGAUGAGAGCAAACUGCUGAAGAGUCUGGUUGUGGGUAGGUACUGCAUGUUUCCCUGUCAUUUUGCAGCAAAUACCUCUUUUUACAUAUUUACCUAUUGGGUUGUGUUUGGUACACCGAUAGUGGAAAAAGUAAAUAUUCGUAACAUGUAAAAGGCAUAAAUUGAUUGAUUUGAUAUAUCUGUCUUUGUCGGAGCUGAAGCCUCGAGGUGUGGCUGUUAACCGUGCUGUGUUAAGGCGGCAGGUGAAAAAUCUGUCAAUGUGCCCUUGAGCAAGGCACUUAACCCUAAUUGCUCAUGUAAGUCUCUCUGGAUAAGAGCGUCUGCUAAAUGACUAAUAUGUUUGUUUUUUAAUUAUGUUGACUUUGUUACAUUUACAUUUACAUUUUAGUCAUUUAGCAGACGCUCUUAUCCAGAGCGACUUACAGGAGCAAUUAGGGUUAAGUGCCUUGCUCAAGGGCACAUUUACGUCAUUUAGCAGACGCUCUUAUCCAGAGCGACUCACAAAUUGGUGCGUUCACCCUAUAGCCAGUGGGAUAACCACUUUACAAAUUUUUUUUGGGGGGGGGGGUGUAGAAGGAUUACUUUAUCCUAUCCCAGGUAUUCCUUAAAGAGGUGGGGUUUCAAAUGUCUCCGGAAGGUGGUGAGUGACUCCGCUGUCCUGGCGUCGUGAGGGAGCUUGUUCCACCAUUGGGGUGCCAGAGCAGCGAACAGUUUUGACUGGGCUGAGCGGGGAACUAUGCUUCCGCAGAGGAAGGGGAGCCAGCAGGCCAGAGGUGGAUGAACGCAAUGCCCUCGUUUGGGUGUAGGGACUGAUCAGAGCCCGAAGGUACGGAGGUGCCGUUCCCCUCACUGCUCCAUAGGCAAGCACCAUGGUCUUGUAGCGGAUGCGAGCUUCAACUGGAAGCCAGUGGAGUGUGCGGAGGAGGGGGGUGACGUGAGAGAACUUGGGAAGGUUGAACACCAGACGGGCUGCGGCAUUCUGGAUGAGUUGUAGGGGUUUAAUGGCACAGGCAGGGAGGCCAGCCAACAGCGAGUUGCAGUAGUCCAGACGGGAGAUGACAAGUGCCUGGAUUAGGACCUGUGCCGCUUCCUGUGUAAGGCAGGGUCGUACUCUCCGAAUGUUGUAGAGCAUUGUUGUGAUAACUGUGUUGUGACUGUGUUAAUCCUCAGAGCUGAAGCCUCGCGGUGUGGCGGUUAACUUCCUCCCUGGUCUGCCGGCCUACAUCCUGUUUAUGUGUCUGAGACAUGCUGACUACUCUAAUGAUGACCAGAGAGUCAGUAUCCUGCUCAACUCUACCAUCAACAGCAUCAAGGGAGUCCUCAAGGUACAGCGUUAGCAUCAAGGGAGUCCUCAAGGUACAGCGUUAGCAUCAAGGGAGUCCUCAAGGUACAGCGUUAGCAUCAAGGGAGUCCUCAAGGUACAGCGUUAGCAUCAAGGGAGUCCUCAAGGUACAGCGUUAUCAUCAAGGGGGUCCUCAAGGUAAAGCGUUAGCAUCAAGGGAGUCCUCAAGGUAAAGCGUUAGCAUCAAGGGAGUCCUCAAGGUAAAGCGUCAAGGGAGUCCUCAAGGUACAGCGUUAGCAUCAAGGGAGUCCUCAAGGUACAGCGUUAGCAUCAAGGGAGUCCUCAAGGUAAAGCAUCAUGGGAGUCCUCAAGGUAAAGCGUUAGCGUCAAGGGGGUCCUCAAGGUAAAGCAUCAUGGGAGUCCUCAAGGUAAAGCGUUAGCAUCAAGGGAGUCCUCAAGGUAAAGCGUUAGCAUCAAGGGGGUCCUCAAGGUAAAGCGUUAGCAUCAAGGGAGUCCUCAAGGUAAAGCGUUAGCAUCAAGGGAGUCCUCAAGGUACAGCGUUAGCAUCAAGGGGGUCCUCAAGGUAAAGCAUCAUGGGAGUCCUCAAGGUAAAGCGUUAGCGUCAAGGGAGUCCUCAAGGUACAGCGUUAGCAUCAAGGGGGUCCUCAAGGUAAAGCGUUAGCAUCAAGGGAGUCCUCAAGGUACAGCGUUAGCAUCAAGGGAGUCCUCAAGGUAAAGCAUCAAGGGAGUCCUCAAGGUACAGCGUUAGCAUCAAGGGAGUCCUCAAGGUACAGGGUUAGCAUCAAGGGAGUCCUCAAGGUAAAGCAUCAAGGGAGUCCUCAAGGUAAAGCGUCAAGGGAGUCCUCAAGGUAAAGCGUUAGCAUCAAGGGAGUCCUCAAGGUAAAGCAUCAAGGGAGUCCUCAAGGUACAGCGUUAGCAUCAAGGGAGUCCUCAAGGUAAAGUGUUAGCAUCAAGGGGGUCCUCAAGGUAAAGCGUUAGCAUCAAGGGAGUCCUCAAGGUAAAGCGUUAGCAUCAAGGGAGUCCUCAAGGUAAAGCGUUAGCAUCAAGGGAGUCCUCAAGGUAAAGCGUUAGCAUCAAGGGAGUCCUCAAGGUACAGCGUUAGCAUCAAGGGGGUCCUCAAGGUACAGCGUUAGCAUCAAGGGGGUCCUCAAGGUAAAGCGUUAGCAUCAAGGGAGUCCUCAAGGUACAGCGUUAGCAUCAAGGGAGUCCUCAAGGUAAAGCGUUGCCUUGUUUUAGUAUACUGUAGGUCUCUCUGUGCUUUAUCAGUUUGUAGAUUUGUAUUUUGAUAGGCCUAUACUAUUGUAUGCUAAUGGGUUUCAGUUUGUGUUGACUGCUAAUGAGGGCGGCGGGUAGCCUAGCGGUUAGAGGGUUGGGCAAGUAACAAAAAGGUCGCUGGUUCGAAUACCCGAGCCGUCAAGUUGGAAAUCUGUCCAUGUGCCCUUGAGCAAGGCACUUAACCCUAAUUUGCUCCAGGGGCGCCGUGCUACUAUGGCUGACCCCUGUAAAAACAACACAUUUCACUGCACCUAUCCAGUGUAUGUGACAAUAAAACAUCUCAUUAAAUGUGAGCUUGAACAUGACAUCACAUACUGAGGAUGCCAAGUCAAGUUCAGUUGACCCAUUGUAAAGUCCCGCCCUUCCUCUUUUUUCUUCUUCUUUUUUUUCCAGAGGCGAGGAGAUGACUUUGAGACUGUGUCUUUCUGGCUGGCCAACACCUGUCGGUUCCUACAAUGCCUAAAGCAAUACAGUGGAGAGGAGGUAUGUUGGAGAGGAUUAGUCUCUCACCACAGUUUUUUGCUCAACUGAUUUGAACACUUUUAGUCCACAGCUACCAAGCACAUGUAAAUGACAUCACAACUGUUUGCUUAGCGAGUACCGCUUCCUCCUGAGUCGGCUCCAACCCAGAACCUCUCCCACCCCCCCCCGAAGCAUCUUAUCCAGUUGCGCCACUGAAAACCUAGCUAUUCCGUAGCGCAAAUGGAGACACUUCAAGACUGUGGAAUGAGUUUCACAGAUGCCCAUCUGCUACACACACAAGAUUUAGUGGCAGGUUCUGUGAUUCGGAUGGAAACACUAACCCCUGUGUUAACUGCUUUACAAACCCUAACAGCGGUUUGACCUCUGUUCAUAACCAUCUCCUCUCUAUAGGCAUUUGUGAAGAACAACACCCCGCAGCAGAAUGAGCACUGCCUGUGUAACUUUGACCUGUCAGAGUACCGUCAGGUCCUCAGUGACCUGGCCAUCCAGAACUACCAGCAACUGGUCAGAUGCAUGGAGGAGACCCUGCAGCCUAUGAUAGGUGAUAUUUAGCAGACGCUCUUAUGCAGAGCCACGUACAAUCAGUGUAUUCAACUAAAGGAAGGAAAUUAACCACAUACUAUGAUCGGAGUAUGAUGAUCAUGAUAAUUGCAAGUAAAACCUUCAAAUUAGCAAUGCUAGUAAGAAUUAGCAACGCUAGUAAGAAUUAGCAACGCUAGUAAGAAUUAGCAACGCUAGUAAGAAUUAGCAACGCUAGUAAGAAUUAGCAACGCUAGUAAGAAUUAGCAAUGCUAGUAAGAAUUAGCAAUGCUAGUAAGAAUUAGCAAUGCUAGUAAGAAUUAGCAAUGCUAGUAAGAAUGAACAAUUCUAGUAAGAAUUAGCAAUGCUAGUAAGAAUGAACAAUUCUAGUAAGAAUGAACAAUGCUAGUAAGAAUUAGCAAUGCUAGUAAGAAUUAGCAAUGCUAGUAAGAAUUAGCAACGCUAGUAAGAAUUAGCAAUGCUAGUAAGAGUUAGCAAUGCUAGUAAGAGUAAAGGCAAAACAAGUACGGUAGUGACGCUUUCAACCCCCAUGCUUCUGAAAUAACCAUGCAAGGAAGAGUAGCACUACUCACACAGUCCAAAUGAGAAACAACAACAAAACAACUUAACAAACAAGUGACAUUUUAUUGUACCAACAAUAUCACAGUUCCAGGUAUGCUGGAGCAUGAGAACUUCCAGGGUGUCCUGGGGUCCAAACCCACGGGCCUACGAAAGAGGACGUCCAGUUUCCCGGGAGAGGCUGUUUACACGGUGGACAGCAUCCUACAGCAACUCAGUCUCUUCCACGCCACCCUGUCUCAGCAUGACGUUGACCCCGAGCUCAUCAAACAGGUGUGUGUGUGUGUUGAGGCGUAAACUUCAAAGAAGUAAACUCUUGAGAUAAAUCUAGAUGUGGUGUUCCAUAGGGAUCGAUUCUUGGACCUCUGUUAUUUUAAGUUGAUAUGCUAUAUGCUAUAUGCUAUCUCCCAGGGGGUGAGGCAGCAGUUCUACAUCAUCUGUUCUGUCACUCUCAACAACCUGCUGCUGAGGAAGGACAUGUGCUCCUGGAGUAAAGGACUGCAGAUCAGGUACAGCCCUUUCACGCAAAAAAAAAUAUUGAUAUAUAAGCUACAGAGUACAGGCCCCAAGAAUGACACCUGGGAAAACCCUCAUUGUACACUUGUGGUUUUUCGAAAAACAAAUUUAAGAUAUUAAGAUUGACUUGUUAAAGGACUGACUAUUUGUUCUGAUAAGAUGAUUGAGCGUCGACGAAUGUAUUGUGGCUGAUUUUGAAACAGUAAUACCUGUUUGUUACAAAGUGGCUGUCUGUCUGUACUGUGGUUUUUUUGAUAACUGUAAAAAGGGCUUUUAUAAAUACAUUGGAUUGAUUGGUUUCUCUCUAGGCACAAGUGACAGCUGGAGGAGAGUUGAGCUGUCAGAUUGUGGAGCUAAAGAGAUGGGUUAGGGUUAGGAGUUUGUCCUCAAACUGGGUGGUGGUGGGGGGUGUGUUUCUCACUCUAGGUAUAACGUGUGGCAGCUGGAGGAGUGGCUGGAGGAGAAGGGGCUGUCCGACUGUGGCGCUAAAGAGAUGCUGGAGCCUCUGAUUCAGGCUGCUCAGUUGCUACAGGUCAAGAAGAAGACGGAGGAGGACGCCCAGGCUAUCUGCACCAUGUGCUCUGCCCUCACCACAGCGCAGGUAGGAGCUAUCACUAGAGGAUACAUAGCCUGGUUCCAGAUCAGUUUGCGCUGGCUUUCCAACUCCAGAUAGACUGGAGUUGGAUACACAGUAGUAGUAACUGCCAAUAUUUCUUCUUCAUUCUGAGCCAUGUGAUCUCGUCUAUUGAUCAUCUCACGAUUCUGUUCAAUUCUGUUUUCUCUUGUCAGAUUGUGAAAGUGCUAAACUUGUACACCCCAGUGAUUGAAUUUGAGGAACGGGUUUCAAUAUCAUUCAUUGCAACCAUACGGGUAAGGAGUUUGUCUGCUUGUCUCUGUGUAUACUUUGCUCGCUCUCCUUAUAUAUUGUCACCGUGUCAUUGAGUUGUUCUCUCUUUGUCACCCUCAGGCCCUGUUGAAAGGCCGUGUUGAGUCCCCGCUGCUUCUUAUGGACACCAAGAAGAUAUUGUCUGUGACGUUUCCCUUCACCCACUCUCCCCUGGCUCUGGAGACCAUUCAGAUCCCUAGCAGUCUGAAUCUAGGAUUCCUCACGCGGGUCUGACCCCCGACCCCUGACCCUUCCCCACUGGCAUUAAAAGUGCAUGCUUCCUUCCUCCCUUCCUUGAAGUCAUCUCUGAUUACACAUAGUUGGACAGGUUUGAUUACUUCAAGGAAGGGAGGAAGACAUUUGAACGGCGCCCAGGAAUUCUCCCCUUGGGCCUGAGGGCUGAGGGAACUAUAUGAUUAACCAAAGAUGCCUGACCAUUCCUGUUUUACAAUGCCUUUAAAAGUCAAGUCAGUUUUCAUCAUUUUGUCCUGACCACUUAGAAUAGAAACAAAGAACAUUGGAGACACUUUGUAAUAAUAUGAUGUAUUGGCGAGAGAUUAGAUGUUUACAAAUUAUAUUAUAAUAAAUAAUGAAUCUUUUAGCAAUAUUCAGCAAUAUUUACAAUAUACUCAGUGUUUCCCCUAUAUGUAUUUAGCAGCGGCACGCUGCCAAAACGUGGAAUAAUUUUCAGGACGGUAAAAACGUUUUCAGUGUGGAAAAAAACGUUUUCAGUAUGAACUUAAACCAUAUAUAAAGUAUGUAGAAAAGAUAAUGGUGUAAAAUAUUUUUAAAUACGAUCAUCUUUGAGAACGAACAAUCACCAAGAUAAGAACUAGACAGUCAGGGAAAUUCCAAAAAAUGUCAUGGCAUGGGGCCCACAUUGAUUUAGUUAUAAUGUUUGAGUCGUUCAGAUAGCUUAAGAACAAGGCAUAAGCCAUGGCAAAAUGUUUACAAUUGCAGGAAAUUCAUUUUUAAACUCAAAAUGUUAUCUCUGCCCCAUGACAAAAUGUGUAGAAUUGCAGGAAAUAUCUUUAAAACAGAAACAUUUCUCUGCAGCCAAGAGGAGUGUCACUAAAACACUGCUGCUGGGAAAAAAUCCUGAUACUGUUUAUUUGUUAAUGUAUGCACAGGGAAAUGGCACUGUCUUAUAUAUUAUAUGCAUUAAGGAAUAAUAAAUAGUUUGACACAACUAUACUGAACAAAAAUAUAAACGCAACAAGUUCAACGAUUUUACUGAGUUACAGUUCAUAUAAGGAAAUCAGUCAAUUGAAAUAAAUUCAUUAGGCCCUUAGCUAUGGAUUUCACAUGACUGGGAAGACAGAUAUGCAUACCUUUUAAAAUAAGGCUAUGGGCGUGGAUCAGAAAACCAGUCCGUAUCUGGUGUGACCACCAUUUGCCUCAUGCAGCACGUCACAUCUCCUUCGCAUAGAGUUGAUCAGGCUGUUGAUUGUGGCCUGUGGAAUGUUGUCCCACUCCUCUUCAAUGGCUGUGCGAAGUUGCUGGAUAUUGGCGGGAACUGGAACACGCUGUCGUAAAAGUCGAUCCAGAGCAUCCCAAACAUGCUCAAUGGGUGGCAUGUCUGGUGAGUAUGCAGGCCAUGGAAGAACUGGGACAUUUUCAGCUUCCAGGAAUUGUGUACAGAUCCUUGUGACAUGGGGCUGUGCAUUAUCAUGCUGAAACAUGAGGUGAUGGCGGCGGGUGAAUGGCACGACAAUGGGCCUCAGGAUCUCGUCACGGUAUUGCUGUGCAUUGAAAUUGCCAUCAAUAAAAUAGAAUUUUGUUCGUUGUCCCUAUGCCUGCCCAUACCAUAACUCCACCGCCACCAUGGGGUGAAAAAUGUAUGCACUCACUAACUGUAAGUCGCUCUGGAUAAGAGCGUCUGCUAAAUUACUAAAAUGUAAAUGGGACACUGUUUACAACGUUGACAUCAGCAAACCGCUCGCCCACACGACACCAUACAAGUGGUCUGUUGUGAGGCUAGUUGGAUGUACUGCCAAAUUCUCUAAAAAGACGGAGGUGGCUUAUGGUAGAGAAAUUAACAUUCAAUUCUCUGGCAACAGCUCUGGUGGACAUUCCUGCAGUCAGCAUGCCAAUUGCACGGUCUCUCAAAACUUGAGACAUCUGUGGCAUUGUGUUGUGUGGCAAAACAUUUUAGUGGCCUUUUAUUGCCCCCAGCACAAGGUGCACUUGUGUAAUAAUGAUGCUGUUUAAUCAGCUUCUUGAUAUGCCACACCUGUCAGGUGAAUGGAUUAUCUUGGCAAAGGGAAAAACGCUCACUGACAGGGAUGUAAACAAAUUUGUGCACAAAAUUCGAAUGAAACAAGCUUUUUGUGCUUAUGGAACAUUUCUGGGAUCUUUUAUUUCAGCUCAUGAAACAUGGGACCAACAUUUCACAUGUUGCGUUUAUAUUUCUGUUGGAGGGUAACGGCCUUGCACUGAGAGCUGGGGUCAGGGCAGUACUACUGCUUUUUAUUAACCAAAGUAAAUGUAUUUCCAUGAGGGUUUGUACCGUAUAUAUUUGGCAGCCAAAGUCAGUUGGUUUGGCUGAUACUGACCUAUGUAAUGUAGGGUUAAUGCUUAUUGCCUUUGUAGUGCUUGUUGCUUUCCCAUAUAUCACAGUAAAUAUGAAUAUCAUAAGCACCACUCCUAUUGUACACUGUGUGCUGGACACAGCAGCCAAAGAACCUUGUUGUUGACUCACCCUACUGUGUGCCAUUGCUUCCAUAGAGAUUAAGUGACCAUCUAGUUUCCUAAAUGUAUAAACCUGAAUAUCUCCUCAAAUGCUUUACAGUCGUUUUUAAUAUUGUUUUAUGACUGUAAGAAUGUCUCAUGAAUAAUUCCGUGAGUUCCAUGAGAUGUUUGUUUGUUUGCUUUGUUGUGACCAGGAUGUCGGUGUUUAUUUGUUAUUGUGCACCUAAAGGCUUUAGGUAAAUAAAAGAUGGUGAGGUAUUUGAAAGGGAAAAAAUGUUUGAGUGGGUUUUGAAUAGGCGAUCAUAGUGUGAACUGAGAAAUGAAUUUAUUUACAUUAAAAUAUGGCCAGCUUCCAUAUAAUGCCACGUGGAUUAAAUAUCACACAACUGCUGGGAAAAAGGUGAGCGACAUAUAUAGACUACAUUUUUGCUUCUGUAUCCCAUUGUAUUCCUUGAGUAAACGCAAGGUGCAUACCAUAGAAUCACCCUCACAACUAAAAGCCUGCUGAGGUAUGUAUCCUGUUUCUAUUGUUGUCUGACUCUGUUCAAAUGAACACACCCCUAAUGUCAAGCUGCUGUCACAAGACUGAUGGGCGGGACGAUGAAGGCAAAGUCCACUGCACAGGUAAGACGAACGCCUGGGGAAGUUGUCGACACGGUGGUUUACACGCCAGUGACGGUAUGGAUGUUGUCGGCUGA